GACUGCAUCUUGCUGUCUAAAGAGGUGAUAUUUCACAAUGAGGCGUGCUGCAGCUUUUCUGGCGUUGCUGCUCUGUCUGUACUGGACGGGGGCUCAGGGUGAGAGAGGAGGGCUGACAGGGAAUGAUAUCACUCAGACGGAGGUUCAGUCUGAGAUCCUGGGUGUCAAAUCAACCAGUGAUCAGACCAACAUCACCCCUGACAUCUGGGCUGAGCUGAAGGAGCUGAGAGACAUGGUCAUCGAACACAGAAUGGAGCUGAGGAAGCUGGAGCAGGAGAAUACAGCCAUGCAGACCAGACUGACAAUCAGUGAAUACAAGAAUGCAGUGUUGGAGUCCAAAAUGACCGACAGUGAGAAUAUGGUCAAAGAGCUCCAGAGUGAGAACACAGCAAUUAGGAUAUGUUUAUUUGAUAUCAAGACAGCCAGUGAAUGCAAGAAUGCAGUGUUGGAGGCCAGAAUGACCGCCAGUGAAAAUGAGAUGGAGGAGCUCAAGAAGGAGAACACAGUGUUGGAGGCCAGAAUGAACGCCAGUGAAAAUGAGAUGGUGAAGCUGAAGAUAGAGAAUGCAGUGUUGGAGACCAGAAUGACCGCCAGUGAAAAUGUGAUGGAGGAGCUCAAGAAGGAGAACACAGAUCUUCAAUCCAGAGUAACAGCGAGUGAAGAUAAGACCACAGUGUUGGAGACCAGAAUGACCGCCAGUGAAAACGAGGUGGAGGAGCUGAAGAGACAGAUUGCAGACCAACCAAAGGUGGCGUUCUCACUUGGUCUCACUGAUGAUGGACUAAUUGGACCCUUCAAUACUGCCAUCACACUCAAGUUCAGUAAAGUCUUCACCAACUUUGGUCAGGGCUACAGUCCAACUACAGGUCUCUUCACAGCCCCAGUCAGAGGAGCCUACUACUUCUCAUUCAAUCUACUGGAUGGCCGGAGUAACGCAUACAGGGAUGUUUAUCUCUAUCACAAUGACAAGAUUGUGUUGGUCAGUGCUAAUCACAGUGCAAAUGCCUGGGAAAGUGUUUCUAAUUCACUGGUUCUUCAGCUGGAAAAGGGGGAUGUGGUCUACCUGGUUUUACCUGCUGGCUAUAGUGUAUUCGAUGAUACUGGUGAUUAUACUUCCUUUAAUGGAUUUCUGCUUUUUCCACUGUGAGACUCAAACAUGAGAAUUGAUUUACCCCCAAAUGUUUGGCAUAGUGUAUAAACAAGUCAUACAGUAUUCAUGUGUAUAUGAAAGGAUGCACAUUGUUGCUGUGUUGACUUUGCUCUGCAACAAACUACAUAUGAAAUAAAAGAAUGAAUAUGAGGUUAAA
Scomber japonicus (chub mackerel) is the source of this 1307-nucleotide messenger RNA. RefSeq names its product lamin-B1-like. The record is from RefSeq and is a predicted model, not a curated record. Lineage: Eukaryota; Metazoa; Chordata; Actinopteri; Scombriformes; Scombridae. Gene Ontology annotation, molecular function: protein binding. The transcript has 12 exons. Bases 38 to 1147 code for a protein of 369 amino acids.